CUUCCUUCACUUUGGGCCAGGAGGAGGGAGGCAGCGGGAUUGUCGACCCCAAGAAACAGAUCCUAAAAUUCGAAAUAAAGGGGGGCCCCCCUAAAAGUAUACUUUCACCUCCUCCUGCAGAACCAAAUCCAGCAGCAGGAUUCCGACACCUAUUUGCCGACCAAAGAAUAUGCAUCUAGAAAUUAAAGUCGCCCUCAAUUUCAUAAUUUCAUAUCUCUACAAUAAGCUUCCGAGAAGAAGAGCAGACCUGUUUGGGGAGGAGCUUGAACGGCUUUUAAAAGGCAAAUACGAAGGUCACUGGUACCCUGAGAAGCCCCUUAAAGGAUCUGGCUAUCGUUGUGUUCACAUUGGCGAAACUGUAGAUCCAGUGGUAGAGCAGGCAGCACGUCGGAGUGGGCUGGACAUAGAAGAUGUUCGAGCAAAUGUCCCAGAAGAACUAAGUGUUUGGAUUGAUCCAUUUGAAGUGUCGUAUCAGAUUGGCGAGAAAGGAUCUGUAAAAGUGUUGUAUCUGGAAGAUGUCGAGAGUAGCAAUGAGUUGGACAAAGAAAUAAAGAGCAGCUUCAAUCCUGAGGCUCAGGCUUUCAUCCCAAUAACAAACCAGGAGGCUUCUCUGUCCAACUCGCCAUCACCAUCUUUUGGCCAGUCUCCAAGCCCCACUUUCAUCCCUCGUGCCACCCAGCCUAUUACUUUUACUACUGCAACCUUUGCAGCCACAAAAUUUGGGUCUACCAAGAUGAAAAAGGGAGGUCAGCGCAUAGCAAGGUCACCCACCAAUAACCUUGCGAAGCAUAAGGGCCUCUCCUUGUCAAUGCAUUCAUUAAAUUUCAGUCCAGCACAGGGUCCCCCAUCUCAGCUCUCCCCCAAUGCCAAGGAGUUUGUCUUCAAUGGAGCCCCAGGGCUUUUUUAUGAUGGUGACAGCCAGAACCUUGCAAGCCCUGGCCAGUUUGCUACUCCCUUCAAUGCUGGGAGCAAUCUCUUUUCUGAUAAAUCCCCUUUUGUGGAAGGUUUGAACUUCAACCUUCCUUACCCAAGCCAGCCCUUCCAGCCUGUAGUCCUGGCAAAUUAAGGUUAUUUUGAAUAU
Messenger RNA from Spea bombifrons (plains spadefoot toad), 1081 nucleotides. It is a transcript of the gene TOB2, whose product is annotated as transducer of ERBB2, 2. The transcript is spliced from 2 exons. Lineage: Eukaryota; Metazoa; Chordata; Amphibia; Anura; Pelobatidae. The record is from RefSeq and is a predicted model, not a curated record. Gene Ontology annotation, molecular function: transcription corepressor activity. Gene Ontology annotation, biological process: regulation of gene expression. Gene Ontology annotation, cellular component: nucleus; cytoplasm. Bases 170 to 1066 code for a protein of 298 amino acids.